UGCUCACCCUCCCUCCCCCCCGACUCCUCAAGCAGCCACAAAUAUUUACCGUAUUCGAGAAAUGCAGAGCGGCGAUCGAAAAAUCGAAAUACCGAAAAAGUGUAUACACAAAGUGCAGUGGAGGGAAGAGCAGAGCAGAGCAGAGCAGACAAAUGGCGACGCAUUUAAAGAGUUAUGGAUGAAAUGUGCUGCAGUGUGUGUGUGUCAUUGCCAAAGCAACAACGUUAACGUUUAAAUAAAUAAUUGUGAAAGAAAAGCAGAGAACGAGAGGAAAAUAUAACUGAAUAUUUAACCAAAAAAGCAACAAAUACAAAAUACAAAAACGAAUCAACAGCAAUAACAACACCAUAGAGGAGGAGUGAAGUAGAAGAAGAAGAAGAAGCAGUAAACCGUUCACUUUGUGUAUCUCUGUGCGUCCCUGUCUCUCUUACUGUUCGUCUGCCUGCAGUGCCUCUAUGUGUAGUUGUGUAUGUGUGCAUAUUCUGUCGCAGCAGAAUCAAUAAAAAAGUAAAAAGUAUACAAAUUCAAAACGCAAAUGUGCAAAAUACCAGAGAGACAGUAGUAAUCCAUUACAAAAUAAAACACACAUUUGAGAAAAUGAGGUGCUGCUGCCGUGGAAACAAGAAAAGCCAAGAACUAUGACGCAUCAAAACCAUCAGACAAACGGCGCUAGUUUGGAGGAUUGCCAUACAAACUUUUAUGCCCUGACUGAUUUAUGUGGAAUAAAAUGGCGGAAGUUCGUCAAUGGGGAACGGCCGAAUGCGUCGAGCGAUCCGUUGGCCGAUCCCAUACUGCGCUCCUACUCGCGAUGCAUCCAGGCGGACAUGCUCUGUGUGUGGCGCCGGGUGCAGUCCCACAAGCCGGACAACACCGAUCCGAAUGCCUUAACCUUUGAGAUUACCACAUCGACCAAGGUCCACCCGCCCCUAUCGCUGGCCGCCGCUAAGGAGCUGUGGAUAUUCUGGUACGGGGAGGAGCCCGAUCUCAGUGACCUGGUCGACGCCGAAUUGCUGAGAGUAGCGGCCAAUCAAGCGCUUUGGAAUGGCACCUGGAAGGGCGCGCUCACGUACGAGUGCCGCUCGCUGCUCUUCAAGGCGCUGCACAAUCUGAUGGAAAGAUUCGUGCUCACCAAGGACAUUGUGCGCUUCGGCAAAUGGUUCGUGCAGCCCUGCACGUCGAGCGAUCGUCUCUUUGGACGCAGCUCCCAGCAUCUGUCCUUCUCCUUCACGUUCUUCGUGCACGGCGACACGGUGUGCGCCUCCAUCGACCUGCGCGAGCACCCCGCCGUGCGGCCCCUGACCAAGGAGCAUCUGGCCGAGGCGGCAGCAGCGUUUGCCGCAGCCAGCUCCAGCGGCCAGUCGGGCCUGGGAUCGGGAUCGGGAUCGGGAGCAGGAGCAGGAUCCAGCUCGGGAGCGGUACCGGGCCAGAGCCAGACACCGGAUUCGAACGGAACCAGCGGAACGGAACCAAAUGAGGGGGCCGAGGCGAAGGCCGUGCCGCCAGCGCAUGCGCGCAAGGUAAUGCUGGCCCCCUUCGGCAUUGCGGCCAUCCUCACGGGCAAUAGCUACAGGGCCAACGACCCCGUGGCCGAGAAGAUCCUCGAGGACUGGGCCUCGUUCUUCCCGCUGUGCAAUAAGGACAACACGGACGUGCCCCCCGUCGUGGAGGUGGUGUCGGGUGGCCAUAAGAUGUACCAUCCUACGAAUUAUGUACUAGUCACGGAUCUGGACGACAUGGAGCACCUGGAAUUCGCGGAGCUGCAGAGGGCCAGUGCGGGUGUGGGGUCCGGGGCUGAGGCAGCUGCCCUCUCCUCGGCCUCCUGUCCUCCAGCUGCGUCUGCGUCUGCUUCUGCGGCCACGCCACCCGGUGCCUCCCAGGCCAAGGAUGGCGGCGCCUCGCGGAAGGCUGUGCCCCAGGCCGUCAGCGCUCUGGAGCGCCUCUCCUUCCAGCCCUACUACGACCAACGCCCGACCUCGGGCUUCUCCUUCAACACCCACAAUACUCAUAUACCUGCCGCGGCGGCCGUCGAGAUGCCGGAGCGUGCGUGGCAGGACUGCGUCAUGAAUACCCUUCAUGUGGAGGCGGCGGCGGCAGCAGCAGCAGCAGCAGCAGCGGCGGCGGCAUCAGGAUCUGCAGCGUCUGCGACGUCAGGCGUUCCGGAUGAGGAUGAGCAGAACAAGCCUCCGGCGGACUCCAAGCAGCUGGUGCAGCAGCAGAUCCAGCAGCAGCAGCAGCAACAGCAGCAGCAGCAGCGCCAGAAGCUGUGGAACUUUGUGGAUCCCAUGCAGAAGGCGCCCUGUAUAUGCACCAAACAACUGUGCAGCACGCCGCACGGCACACCGCAUGGCGGCGCCUCCACGUACUCACGCAACUCCCUUGGCGGCGACUCGUCGCUGCCGGUGGCCUCCGUGGGAUCGCCCGCCACGCCGGCGCCCUCGCCCCAUCCGAACUCGGCCCACUCGCAGCCCACGUCCGUGCCGCCCGCAGAGCAACUUCUCAACAUGAGCCCCCAUGCGCCCACGUCCGUUUCGAAUCUGCAGCAGCCGCCGACGCCCAUCGACCACCUGCUGGACAAGAACACGCCCGCGCCGACGCCCACGGACCAGCACGACAACAAGAGCAUCACCGCCUCGCCCUAUGUCCACCAGACGCCCAGCGUGGAGCCGCCCUCCUACACGGACCAUGCGGCAGGCGGUGGGGCGUCGCAGUCCCUCACCGGGCCCGGCAGCGUGCCGCCCCAGCAGCAGCAGCAGCAGCAGCCACCGACGCCCACGGCGGGCGGCACUCUGACGACGAGCGGGGCCAACGCAUCCGCCGCAGGAGCCGCCUCGGGGACGGCCGGAACACCGGGUGGAGCGGCCUCCACGACGACGACGACGACGGCGCAGUGCGGCACCAUCAGCGUGAAGAAGCUGGAGAUGCAGCAACAGACGCCGGCCGCCCAUCAGAUACCAAUCAAGCCAGAGCCCGGCACGGUGCGGGGGAACACGGUGACGUCCACCACGGACGCCAUCAACAACCUGCUGAGCCUGUACAAGCCGCCGAAGCUGAAGCUCAAGGACCCGGACAGCUUCUACGACGACGAGUGGCUCAAGGAGGUCAUCUACGACUUUCAAUUCCAGGAGAACUGGGACUACCUAACCGUGAAGCGGCCAAAGAUGGAGGAGACGUCCAAGCAGAAGAGGACGCGGUACGCCAAGAACCUCUACGAGGGCCACACGCACGUCAAACCGCUCAUGCCCUCGCCCGGAGCCGUCUACGGCUCGCAGCUGCUCUCCCUGGACGUCCAGGCAGCGGCCAGCGGUGGCGCAGGCGGUGGAGGGGCAGCGGGAAGCAGCUCUAGCGGUGGCCUCGUGGGCAUCGUGAACAGCACGGCCAACGGCAGCGAUGCGGAGGCCGAGGGCAGCAGCUUCUUCCACGGACUGGACAUCAAAACAGAGCCGGGACUCCACUCGCCGUCGUGCAAGGAGACAAAGUCAUCGUCGGGCGGCACCACAGGCGCCAGCAGCGGCGGGGGAGGGAAUCUCUUCACCGCCGAGGGCCUCAAUCCCUCGCUGAACGACCUGGAGCAGCUGUUCGAGACGAGCUCCAACGACGAGUGCAGCAGCGUGCAGAUCCACACGCCGCCCGACUCCAACAAUCCCUCGAACGGCGGCUGCAGCGCCGUGACCAACACCAUCGACGAGCUCAAGCGGAGCACAGCGGUGGCCAGUGCUGUGGUGGCAGCCGCAGCGGCGGCCGCGGCUGUGGCCAGCUCUGGGGCUGGGAACAUCCAGGCGGAGGAUCUCACCAAGAUGUUUCCCACGCCGCCCUCCCACGAGCAGCAGCACCCGAACUCGAGUCCCUGCCAGACGGACGUGGUGAUGACGGAUCUCAGUGUGGACACCAGCAGUAUUAUGGCAGUGGCUCCCCCCAUUCAGGUGCCGGCGGCGGUCAUUGCGGCCGCUGCCGCUGCCGCUUCCGCCUCCGCCUCUGUGACGACGGUGUCCGCCGUGGUGGCCCUGGGCACGCAAUCGAGCCUGAAGCUGCUCAAGCAGGAGUACAACGUGGAGCUGGGCAGCCCCCUGGAGGAGCCCAUCGACGACUGGAACUACGUGUACCGGCCGCCGCAGCAGGAGAAGUUCGUGGGCUCCUCGCGCUACGCCCCGCUCACGAACCUGCCCAGCCAGACGCUGCCGAGCAUCAGCAUGCCCACGAACUGCUACUACAAGCCGACGUGGAGCACCCACAAGUCGCGGGCGGCCACCAUGGCAAAGGUAGCCGCCGCCCAGCAGCAGCAGCACCAGAAGCACCAGGCCCUCCAGCAGCGCAUCCAGCUGCACCAGCAGAAGCUCCAGCAGCUGCAGCAUCAGCACCAGCAGCAGCAGCAGGCGGCGGCGGCCAGUCAUGCGCACCAGAAGCACCAGCAGCUGCACGAACUGCUGUCGGCGGCGCCCAGGACCCCGCAAACGGCCAUGCCCUCGCCCUCCACCGUGCCCCAGCCGCUGAGCAGCGGCGGCAGCCAAUUGCUGCUGAAUCAGCUGAACUGCCCCCAGGCGCCGCCCGGCAGCUCCAUGCAACAGCUGAUGCAGCGGGCGGGCAUGUCGCCCAUCUCCCCGGGACCCGGCGGCGUGGGGGUGCCCUUCCCCCGCAACAGUCCCAUGCUGCGGCAGACGCCCACCCAUCCGCCGCCCCCGUAUCCGUACGACCUGGGCGUGGCCAGUCCGGCGACGUCCACCUCCUCGUACUUGAACCGGCAGCUGCACUCGCAGGAGGCGCAGCCGCAUCCGCACACGCCGCAGAGCAUGCACCACAUACAGUCGGGCAUGCACGGCCUUGGAUCGGGGGCAGGAGGCGUGGGCCACCACCACCUGGGCAACAUGAUGCCCUACACUGGCGAUGCGGGCAUUGCCAGUGGGCCAGCGUCGGCGGUGGCGGUGCCCUCCGGGCUGCUGCAGGAGCUGCCCGAGGUCAACUCGGUGCUGGUCAACAUCCUGCUGUACGACACGGCGCUGAACGUGUUCCGCGACCACAACUUCGACAGCAGCAGCGUGUGCGUGUGCAAUGCGGACACCCAGAAGAUCGGGAACAUACGCGGAGCCGACUCCGGGGUGUACGUCCCGCUGCCGGGCGUCAGCUUCAAUCCGUUCCCCGCACAUUCCGCCAAUGCGGCGGCCACGGCCGGCCAGAGGCUGCUCAACGGGCCCAGCUCCUCCUCCUCAUCGGCCGUCUCGUUUGGCGGCGGCCUGAGGAUGAUCAGUGCCUUUGGAGGGUCGCCCGCCUCCUCGUCGAUGCCCGGAGCUGGCUCCGGACACGGCCACGGGCCGAAUGGCGGCUCCAACUCCUCCUCCUGCACGCCGCCGAGCAGCAAUCCGCACAUCACCGGCUACGUGGACGACGAUCCCGUCGAGUGCACCUGCGGCUUCAGUGCCGUCGUCAAUCGCAGGCUCUCGCACCGCGCAGGACUCUUCUACGAGGACGAGGUGGAGAUCACGGGCAAAGCCGACGAUCCGGGCCGGAAUAAGCAGCCCUCGCUGCUCAGCCUCAUCCAGAGCCUGUGCCGCAAGAACCAGGCCAAGGCGGCGUCCGGGCCCGGCGGCGACACCAGCAGCUCUUCCGCUCUCGAGAAGGUCACGGGAGCAGCGGCCAGCGCCGGGCAGCUGGAGCAUCUCGCCCAUGCCAUCUUCGACCUGCUGCUGGACCAGUGCUCCAUCAUCCAGACAUCCAGCAGCUCCGUGCACCGCGCCCUGCAGUCCCACCGCCGACGCAUGUCCCGGCAGCGACGCCUCUUCGGCACUGGCGGCGCCCCGGCCGCCUCGAUGGCCUCCAUCGCCAAUGUCCUCGAGUUCAUGGAUGCCCACGAUGUGAUCAGCCUGGCGCUGGAGCAGGCCCGCAUGGCCUUCGAGCACCAGCGCAUGGACAACAUGCUGGAGUUCCACGGAAACUCGAGCCAGCAGCUCACCGCCUUCCACGCCCAUCCGCCCGCUCUGCGCCAGAAGCUGUCGAUCCUCGGCAGCGGCUGCCUCACGGUCCACAAGUGGCCGUACCUGCCCGUGGGCUUCACGCGCAGCAACAAGGAGAUCGUGCGCACCAUGAACUCCAUCCAGCCGAUGCUGCAGAACGCCUUCCACUGCAAGUCGCGCGGCGGGGCCGCAGGCUCCAAGGACGCCAGCUCCUACAACACGGUCAGCGGGCCGCUCACGUGGCGCCAGUUCCACCGCCUGGCGGGCCGUGCCUCCGGCCAGUGCGAGCCGCAGCCCAUACCCUCGGUGGUGGUGGGCUACGAGAAGGACUGGAUAUCGGUGGCCCCCCACUCGAUCCACUACUGGGACAAGUUCCUCCUGGAGCCGUACUCCUAUGCCCGGGACGUGGUCUAUGUGGUGGUGUGUCCGGACAACGAGCACGUGGCGGGCUGCACGCGCAGCUACUUCCGGGAGCUGAGCAGCACCUACGAGAUGUGCAAGCUGGGCCGGCACACCCCGAUCCGCGGCUGGGAGGGCAUCCUCCAGGUGGCCGCCAGCCGCAAUGUGCCGCCAGAGCGAGAGCAGACGCCGCUGGACGAUUGGCUGCGGACCCUCGAUCAUCCGCUAGCCGAGCAGAUCCGUCGCUAUGCGGUGGCCUUCCUCCACCAGCUGGCGCCGUACCUCAGUCGCGUGCCCGGCGACAAGACGCUGCUCAAUCCGCCCGACGGCAGUGCCAGCGGAGGCAGCUCUUCGAAAGGCGGCCACCACUCCGGCGGCUCUGGAGCGGAUCCACUGCACAGCGAUCCCAUCAAGCAGGAGCCGGGCACAGAGACGCCGCUGUCGGCAACCCCGACUUUGGACAGCAGCAACAGCAGCAGCAACAACCAACAGGACAGCAAGGACGGCGUCAAGGGGAGCGCCGGCGCCGGUGGCGACACCAAGCCAGCCCUGAUACUGGGCGAUCCCCUGGGCGUGGGCGAGACCCUGGAGGACAUCAAUCCAGCAGCCAUCGUCCUGUACGUGGUCAACCCCUUCACCUUCGCCUCGGACAGCUGCGAGCUGGAGCGCCUCGCUCUGAUCGCGCUGCUCCGAUGCUACGCGGAGCUGCUGAAGGCCGUACCGGACUCGGUGCGCGCCCAGAUGAACAUCCAGAUCAUAUCGCUGGAAGCGGUGAUGGAGCUGGGGCCGUGCGGCAACCGCAAACGCUUCUCGGACGAGAUCAAGUGCCUGGCGCUGAACAUAUUCUCGCAGUGCCGGCGACAUCUGGUCCAUGCGCAGUCGGUGAAGAGCCUCACGGGCUUUGGCACGGCCGCCAACAUGGAGGCCUUCCUCAAGACCAAGGACGAACCGAACCGUCGGGCCUACAAGAUGUACACCGCCCCCUUUGUGCUGGCCCCCAUGUACGAGCGGACGGACAAGACGGACUUCUCGCGCUCGGCGGGGAGCAUGCACGGCCAGAACGAGCACCGCUACUCGGUGAUGUACUGCAACUAUUGCCUCAGCGAGGACCAGGCCUGGCUGCUGGCCACCGCCACCGACGAGCGCGGCGAGCUGCUCGAGAAGGUGUGCAUCAACAUCGACGUGCCGAAUCGCGCCCGUCGCCGCAAGGCACCCGCCCGCUAUGUGGCCCUCAAGAAGCUGAUGGACUUCGUCAUGGGCAUCAUCUCGCAGACGUCGCAGAUGUGGCGUCUGGUCAUCGGGCGCAUUGGCCGCAUCGGCCACAGCGAGCUCAAGUCGUGGAGCUAUCUGCUCAGCAAGCAGCAGCUGCAGAAGGCCUCCAAGCAGUUCAAGGACAUGUGCAAGCAGUGCACCCUCAUGUAUCCGCCCACCAUCCUGAGCGCCUGCCUCGUCACCCUCGAGCCGGACGCCAAGCUGCGCGUGAUGCCCGACCAGUUUACGCCCGACGAACGCUUCUCCCAGAUCUCGAUGCAGAAUCCGCUCUCCACGCCGCAGGAUGUGACCUGUACCCACAUUCUGGUCUUUCCCACGAGUGCUGUCUGUGCGCCCUUUACCCGCCAGUUCCAGAACGAGCCCCAGGUGGAUGAUGACUUUCUCACCUUCGAAGAGGAGGGAAACGAGGACUUCAGCGAUGCGGAUAUCGGGGAACUCUUCUGGGGAGACACACACAUGGAUCGCGUGUCGAAUCACGGCAGUCCGGGGCGCAUGGAGGACAAUCGUAGCUGGCAGAGCGCCGGUGGCAACAACUUCAAGUGCACCCCGCCCCAGGAAGUGGAGGAGGUGGGAUCCCUCAAUCAGCAGCCCAUAUCGGUGGGCUAUAUGGUCUCAACGGCACCGACGGGCCGCAUGCCCGCCUGGUUUUGGUCCGCGUGUCCGCAUUUGGAGGAAGUGUGUCCGGUCUUCCUGAAAACCGCCCUCCAUCUGCAUGUGCCGAACAUCCAGAUAGCCGACGAUAUUCUCAACUCUACGAAUGCCCAUCAGUCGGCGAAUGACCAUCCGCUGGACUCCAGCCUGACGGCGGACGUGCUCCGCUUCGUGCUGGAGGGAUACAACGCCCUCUCCUGGCUGGCCCUCGACUCCAACACGCACGACCGUCUCUCCUGUCUGCCCAUCAAUGUGCAGACGCUAAUGGAUCUGUACUAUCUGACGGCAGCUAUAGCCUAAGGACCUCAAUGAAAGACCGAAAGACCGAAAGACCAUUUCACAAUCUUCAAUUAAACGCAGUCGCAUGCUUCCGUUUGCUAUACUUCCACUAGCUAUACAUACUCCGUAUAAACCACAAAAGCUCCACAACAACUCCACAAAAACUCCAAAACAAAGUCCAGCUCCAAACCACAAAAAGGAAACAAAACAAUCGAAGUUAACAGAAUCAAACAGCAAGAAAGAAGCAGAAGCAGCAACAGAGCAACCAUUAGCCGUAGAUGAAAUUAGAAACAGCAGAUGAAGAAAACAGAAGUAAAAGUUGAAGCAACCAGCAACAGCAGCGCACAGAUUACUUAGCAUUACUUAACCGGAGGGCCUUGUAACACACAGAAAGAUAGAGACACACAGAGAGAGAGAGAGAUAGAGAGAGAGAGAGAACAGCAGUAGCAGCUGUAGCAGAUAGGAGAUAGGAGAUAGGAGAUAGGAGAUAGAAGAUAGAUAGAGGAUAGGAGGAGUAGAGUUUACCCAUAAGUCUUGAACAGCAACAGCAUUACUAUUUAUUAAACUAUCGAGAAUUGUCAUGUGUAAAGUUUAAAGUGUAGACAAGUGUAGACGGAGUGUGUCGUUUGCAAGAUUGUUUUGUUUUUUUUUUUUUUUUUUAACACCUAUAUUAUUUUUUAUACAUAUACAUAGGCCUGGGCGUUCGAUUAGUGUUUAAUAUUUAUAAAUAUACAAGAAGGAACGUAUUUGAUGGAGUGGGAGGAUGAGCAGAGGAGCAGAUGAAUGAUCGAGGAGCAAACCACAACCACCACACACACACACACAGACAGACACACACACGUAGGCAUAUAUUAUACAUACACAUAGAGCAUAUAAAAUACGCAAAAGGACGAGAUAGGAUCGGAUCGAAGGAGAGCAUGUUUAGGAUUAAGUAACCAGUUUGUACAUAUUUACAACAAAACCGAUUCAAAAACCAACAACAAGCAGAAACAAAGCAAAGCAAAAAAAAAAGCGAAAAAGAAACGUGUAAUUAUACAAAUACUAGGAUUAGUUUACAACAAAUUGGAUGGAGUGCAGAGGAGCAGUCGGAGGAGUCGUUUAAGUCUAAUUAAAUUAAAUUAAUAAAUUGUGUAAAUUUUUUUGUGCGAAGUGAGCAUUAGUUUAAAUUUAAAUUAUACAACAACAACAACAAAAAAAAAAAGAGGAAACAUCCAAAACAAAACCCUAUCCCAAAACCAGAAACAUAUAAACGGUAUACUGUAAAAUUGCAUAUAUAUAACACUAUAUAUAUAUAUACUAUAUAUAUCUGGACGCCAAGCGCAGAUCGGAGAGAGAUCGAGAGAGAGAGAGAGAGAGAUAGAGAGAGAGGAGUAGCAUGUAGAGUUAGAUGAUGAGCGUUAGGAUCAGUUAUUUUUUUUUUUUUUUAAUUUUUUGUGUAUUCUGUUUCGUCUGUAUUCGUCGUACUGUACUAUAUUCGUGUAAUCCCUAGGGCGAUUCUUGUACUUCCCCCUGCAUACCCCCAACGCCCCACACACCCACUCACAUAGCCAAUUGUCAAAUAAUGGAAAUACUUAAAAGAAAAUGUGUACAAAUUAAUAUAUAAUGCCUGUAAACAAAACGAAAACGAAAACAAAAACAAAAAGAAUAGCUUUCUACAACACCAACACUCACCAACAACAACAACAACAAGAAAAAACACACCACAAAAUUGAUUUUGCACGUUGAAACGAUUUUCGCUAGGCUUAGGUUUAAAAGUAAUGAGAAAAAAAAAACAAAACAUAAACAAAAAACAAUUAUUAAACAAUGAAAUUAUAUUUUUACCUGUGUAUUUUAAUUAGCAUAAAUUGUAUAAACAAGAAAGUACGAUUACAAAGACGGUUUUCUAGUAAUUAUCACACACCAACAACAACAACAACAACAAAAAAAACACCAACAACAUCCUCUCCCCCGCCUAACUCCUAAAAACACACACACACACACAUGCAUAUCUUUUAAGUAGUUUGGUUUUUCAUUUAGUAUUCUAUUCUAUUCUACUAUUUUUUUUUUUUUUGUGUAAUAAACAACAAACAUAUUUGCAAACAGUU
Drosophila miranda is the source of this 10627-nucleotide messenger RNA. It is a transcript of the gene skd, whose product is annotated as mediator of RNA polymerase II transcription subunit 13. Gene Ontology annotation, biological process: regulation of transcription by RNA polymerase II. Lineage: Eukaryota; Metazoa; Arthropoda; Insecta; Diptera; Drosophilidae. The transcript has 13 exons. The record is from RefSeq and is a predicted model, not a curated record. The coding region runs from base 639 to 8564 and encodes 2641 amino acids. Gene Ontology annotation, cellular component: mediator complex. Gene Ontology annotation, molecular function: transcription coregulator activity.